Anisakis simplex (herring worm) is the source of this 789-nucleotide messenger RNA. The record is from the annotation of a GenBank genome assembly. Lineage: Eukaryota; Metazoa; Nematoda; Chromadorea; Rhabditida; Anisakidae.
AUGCCGUCGGCAGAUGCCCUCGUGCCGUCGUCAGAGGCCAAAGAGAAGGCACCACCCGUUGUUCCACCUCGUACAAAGAAACGACGAGUCACCGAGUUGAAAUGCUCUGAGGUGCGGUGGUUCUAUCGACGGAAAGUGGUCGAAACCAAGUGGACACCGUUUGCAGGGUGUGACUCGUUGAUGUUGGAAGUAUACUGGCGUAGCAAAUUUGGUGUGGAUUUGGACGUGCAAACCUCACAGCAUCUAUCCGGCAAUAGCGCAUUGACAACGAAUAAAAUUGCUGUGAUGGAUGGCUUGUAUACAGUUGCAGACGAUGCUAUGACGAUGAUACAAGCGAUUUAUUGGAAAGAUGAUGAGAUGGAAAUCCGUCGUGGCACAUGGUUUCUGGUGGAGAGUCUGCAACCGAUCAAUCCCGAUAUGGCUGAUCCGAUUGAGAAGCAUCACCUGCACGUGUUCCGGUCACAGACCAUUCCGGACACUCCGGUGUUUAGCGAGAAGGAGACGAGCAGGAAGCCGUUGCUGACAGAAUUGAAACUACAAGACCAGUAUGAGGUGCGGUGGAAUUCAGUGAUUGACACGACACUGUACAAUAACUCGAAGACGAGUCGUCUGUUCCGGUAUAUCACUUGGGGUAAGGGAACGCAACUGAAGCGAGGCUAUGAGGAGGCCUCGUGGGAGGAUGGUAAACGCAAGAUCAGCCAUUUGAUCAUGGUGGUGCAUGGGAUUGGACAGAAGGGAUACGAGAAUCUGAUAGCGAAGAAUUCAGAGCAGUUAGUUUUGCUAAUUUAA